UUCCGGUGAAGAUCAUGUCUAACACCAAUGGAGACUCACUCGAUACCAAACGAAACCCUAACAUUCCGCUAUCAGAACGCCGUCCUCUCCUCAAGAAAUCCAGGACCAUCGCCGAUUCCACCACCGCUCACUUCCCUGGUCCACUCUUCCCGACCGUCCGCCGGGUCUCCUCCUCUGAUGACUCAACUCCUCCUGUUCCACCGUCUUCUUCCUCCAACUGGUCUCCUAGAAGAUCAUUUGACUCAUCCGACAGCUCCAGCACCACUACCAGCGACACUUUCCCCGGUCAAACUUUCGGCUUUGCUGAUCGUGAUUAUGUUUAUCCAUCCUUUCUUGGACCUAACACCACUCGGAACCGUGUCACGGUUGUCAAAUCUUCUGCGUCUAAGUCUCUGAGGAAACAACCGCCCGUGUCUUCUCCGUCUCCUUCUCCGGUUCGAAGCUCUUCGAUGCCUAAGGAUUUGGCUGCUGCAGAGCGAAGCGAAGUGGAAUUGGUUCGUACGAGUCCAAUUAAGUCAAAUUCACCAGCACCGGGGUCAGAUACUAUAUCGGAGAGAAUCGUUAAGUCAGUGCCUGCUCAAGUUCCGGUUUCUUCUUUGAUUUCUUCGUCUCCCCUAAGUUCAUCUACUCCUACUCGGAAAACCGCCAGGAUCAGGAGUUCGUUGACACUCAACCUGCUGGUACUUUUAUGUGUAGUGUUUGCAUCUUAUGCAAUUAUAUUGAGGAAUGAAGUCAUGAAGCUUCAGGUAGAGAAUGACAAUCUUAGUAGAAUUCAUAAUAAUAAGGACAUUCCUCAUAAUGAAAGCAUCGACGUUUUGAAGCAAGAUAUAGAGGAUUCAUUUGUGUAUAUUGGCAACACCGACAGUCGGACCAUUGCUCUCUACGUUGUUCUGUUUACACUUGUUACACCUUUUGUAUUGUACAAAUACCUUGAUGAUCUUCCCCGGAUUAAGAAUAUCUCGAAGCGGGCAAAAAAUAACAAAGAGGAGGUUCCACUAAAGAAGAGAAUUGCGUAUAUGGUGGACGUGUGCUUCUCUAUCUAUCCUUAUGCGAAGUUGCUUGCGCUUCUCUUUGCAACCAUCUUUCUCAUAGCAUUUGGUGGCUUGGCACUUUAUGCUGUCAGUGAUGGUAGCCUUGCUGAAGCCCUUUGGCUUUCUUGGACAUUUGUGGCAGAUUCAGGAAAUCAUGCAGAUAGGGUUGGCACUGGACCAAGAAUUGUUUCAGUCUCUAUAAGUUCAGGAGGGAUGCUGAUAUUUGCAAUGAUGCUAGGGCUUGUUUCAGAUGCUAUCUCAGAGAAGGUGGAUUCAUUGCGGAAAGGGAAAAGCGAAGUAAUCGAAAGCAACCACAUACUAGUUCUUGGAUGGAGCGACAAAUUGGGUUCACUUCUAAAGCAGCUGGCAAUAGCAAAUAAGAGCAUUGGUGGUGGCGUUGUUGUUGUCCUGGCAGAAAGAGACAAGGAGGAGAUGGAGAUGGAUAUAGCAAAGCUUGAAUUCAGCUUCAUGGGCACUUCGGUUAUAUGCAGAAGUGGCAGUCCUCUCAUUCUUGCGGACUUGAAAAAGGUUUCAGUUUCAAAGGCACGUGCUAUAAUCGUACUGGCAGCAGAUGAAAAUGCAGAUCAGAGUGAUGCACGUGCCUUGAGGGUUGUGCUUAGCCUUACUGGAGUGAAAGAGGGACUGAGGGGUCAUGUUGUUGUAGAGAUGAGUGAUCUUGACAAUGAACCCCUGGUGAAGCUUGUUGGAGGAGAGCUAAUUGAGACAGUGGUUGCACAUGAUGUGAUUGGACGGUUGAUGAUACAGUGUGCUCUGCAGCCCGGCCUUGCACAGAUAUGGGAAGAUAUCUUGGGGUUUGAAAAUGCUGAGUUCUAUAUCAAAAGGUGGCCCCAGUUGGAUGGAUUGCGGUUUGAAGAUGUACUCAUUUCCUUUCCGGACGCCAUCCCUUGCGGAGUGAAAGUUGCUGCAGAAAGAGGGAAGAUAAUAAUAAACCCAAAAGAUGAAUAUAUAUUAAAAGAGGGUGAUGAGAUACUUGUGAUAGCUGAGGAUGAUGACACAUAUUCCCCUGGCUCUUUACCAGAGGUGCGAAGGGGUCUCUUCCCAAAGAAAGUGGACCCUCCAAAAUUUCCAGAAAAGAUACUAUUUUGUGGUUGGCGACGGGAUAUUGAUGAUAUGAUCAUGGUUCUAGAGGCAUUCUUGGCACCAGGUUCAGAGUUAUGGAUGUUUAAUGAGGUCUUGGAAAAGGAGAGAGAGAAAAAGUUGGUCGAUGGUGGACUUGAUAUUCUAGGACUGGUUAACAUUAAACUCGUCCAUCGUGUAGGGAAUGCGGUCAUCAAAAAGCAUUUGGAGACCCUGCCUUUGGAGACGUUUGAUUCAAUUCUGAUUCUUGCAGAUGAAUCUGUGGAAGACUCGAUUGUGCAUUCCGAUUCACGAUCUCUAGCCACCCUUCUCCUCAUCCGAGACAUUCAGUCGAAGCGUCUUCCUUAUAAAGACACAAGCUCAACGCCUCUCCGUGUUUCUGGUUUCUCUCAUAGCUCUUGGAUUCGUGAAAUGCAGCAAGCUUCUAACAAAUCAAUAAUAAUAAGCGAGAUCUUGGAUUCUAGGACUAGGAACCUUGUUUCCGUAACCAAAAUUAGCGAUUACGUGCUAUCAAAUGAGCUCGUGAGCAUGGCUCUAGCAAUGGUAGCAGAAGAUAAACAGAUAAAUCGUGUCCUUGAGGAGCUCUUUGCUGAAGAGGGAAACGAGAUGUGCAUUAAACCAGCAGAAUUCUAUCUGUAUGAUCAAGAAGAACUCUGUUUCUACGAUAUCAUUAUCAGGGGUCGUGAAAGGCACGAAAUCGUUAUUGGGUAUCGGUUGGCAACAGCAGAACGGGCCAUAAUCAAUCCUGUAGACAAGGAUAAGCCGGUUAAGUGGUCCCUUGAUGACGUUUUUGUCGUAAUCGCGUUGGGCGAAUGAGCUGCCUCGGCAUCAAGCUACAGUAAAUACGUGUCGGAAAAAGGCAAUCCUUUUGGCAUAAGCCCUGUUUCGACCAGUUUAUUCGAGUAAACUACUAAUGUUCAUUUGGGCUUCUCUCAAAAAUCACCCAAAGGGGAUGAUUUAACAGUUGGGAGGACCGAUCCCUUUUUAAGAUAGGUGUAAAGUUGAGUAAGUGCAUGCUGUACAGUUGCGAAUGUUUCUAUCGGUAUUUUUUCAUUUGAACGGUACGAAGAGAUAAAUGUUGUAAAGAUUGUGCGGAAAGUUUCGAGAAGAAGUGAUCCCGGAAACGAAACAUACUAAAAAACAAUCGUCUUCGAACUUGUGAACUUGAUUGUUUGUUACUGUGAAAUGUGAAUGAACAUAUUUCUUUCAUC
Molecule: messenger RNA, 3340 nt
Organism: Cynara cardunculus var. scolymus (artichoke)
Lineage: Eukaryota; Viridiplantae; Streptophyta; Magnoliopsida; Asterales; Asteraceae
Product: ion channel DMI1
Exons: 12
Coding region: 15-2945 (976 amino acids)
Biological process (GO): monoatomic ion transport
Source: RefSeq, a predicted model, not a curated record